This is a messenger RNA of Drosophila navojoa, 1968 nucleotides long. It is a transcript of the gene Gdap2, whose product is annotated as ganglioside induced differentiation associated protein 2. Lineage: Eukaryota; Metazoa; Arthropoda; Insecta; Diptera; Drosophilidae. The record is from RefSeq and is a predicted model, not a curated record.
CGUGAAUUCGUGACGAGCGGUGGGUAGUAGAGACGUGUUUGCGCCAGUUUAAUUUGCAACACACACACAUACACACAAAACACUAUAAAACACACACAUAAACACCAAAAUAUAAAAAGUGCACAAAGUGAAGUUAAAGCAAUAAAGCAACAAAAAGUGCGUGCAAAAAAACAACAGCAGCAACUAGGCAUCAAUUGCUGGGAAGUGCGUAAAUUGUGAAGCGAGUUGUAUUCAUUGAGAAAACGCAAUGCGUCUCGACACGAACUCAAAUGUGGACUUCAAAGCGUUCGAUUCCAGCUCCAGCACCAGCAACAGCUCAUGUCUUGUCAAAUUGGAUAAUUUGGCCACUUGGGGUGGCUCACAGAAGACGGAUACACGGCUGCCCCUAACGGAUUAUUCAACGCUCGGCGGACCGCGGCACAAUUGCAGUCCCUUUCCCCUAUCCAAAGAUGUCAAUAAUCGUUUUAUUAUUUGGGAUGGCGAUAUGACCACACUGGAUGUGGAUGCCAUCACAAACAGCAGCGAUGAAACCCUGACUGAAAGCAAUAGCAUAUCGGAGCGCAUUAUUGCCGUUGCCGGCAAUCAGCUCAAAGAGGAACUGAGCACAACUGUAAAGGAGUGCCGCAUUGGUGAUGUGCGCGUUACGCGUGGAUACAAUCUGCCAGCCAAGUAUGUUCUGCACACCGUUGCACCCGCCUACAAGGAGAAGCUCAAAACAGCCGCCGAGAAUGCGCUGCACUGUUGCUACAGAAACGUGCUGUGCAAGGCCAAGGAGCUGAAUUUGCGCACCAUCGCCGUUUGCAAUGUGAGUGGCAAUCAGAAGACCUUUCCGGCCGACAUCGCUGCGCACAUUGCCCUGCGCACAAUUCGACGCUUUCUGGACAAAUUUCCACAGCAGGUUGUGAUACUGUGCGUCAAUAGCAGCGAACGCGGCACGUAUGAGGUGCUGGCGCCGCUCUACUUUCCACGCGAUCAGCUGGAGGAGCGCAGUGCACUGUGGCAGCUGCCCAAGGAUACGGGCGGUGAGCUGGGCGAGCCACAGCAUCCGGAUCCGGAUCGUCAGAUACGCAUCAUACGGAAUCCGCAGCACAGUCACAGUGCGCAUAUGCGUCAUCGACACGCUGACGACGAUUCAGACGUUAGUCCACACGACAUGGAGGGCAACAGCUCAGAUCUGGAAUAUGGUGCCCGGGAUAUGAAUGGCCUUAGCCUUAACUCCUACAGCAGCGGGCUGCAGGCGCAGCUACAGCGCGAUCUGGACAGACAGCAUUUGCUGAGCGAUCGGCCCAGAGCUGGCAUCUAUGAGAACGUUGUUGCUGAGGGCAUUGAGGGCAUGGAGCAUCAAGAGCGAUAUGAACGUCUGCUGCAGCGCGCACAAGUUGAGGAUCUGAACGAAGUGUCUGGCAUCGGUUGUCUAUAUCAGAGUGGAGUGGAUCGUCUUGGCCGACCUGUGAUUGUGUUCUGCGGCAAAUGGUUUCCAGCCCAGAGCAUUGACCUGGAUAAGGCGCUGCUGUAUCUGAUAAAACUGCUCGAUCCGAUUGUCAAAGGCGAUUAUGUCAUUGCAUACUUCCACACGCUCACGUCAACUAACAACUAUCCAUCGUUGCACUGGCUCAGAGAGGUCUACAGUGUGUUGCCAUACAAAUACAAGAAGAAUCUGAAGGCCUUCUAUAUAGUGCACCCCACAUUCUGGACUAAAAUGAUGACCUGGUGGUUCACCACAUUCAUGGCGCCCGCCAUCAAGGCGAAGGUGCACUCGCUGCCAGGCGUUGAGCACCUGUAUUCGGCCAUAACAAAGGAUCAGCUGGAAAUACCCGCCUAUAUAACCGAAUAUGAUAUGGCAACCAAUGGCCUGCAUUAUUUUAAUCCUGUGCCGACUGCCUCGUAGAUGUCAGCCAUUGUGGCUGUCUAGAGGCAGCUGUUAACCACCAGAUAUAUAAUACACAUAGUUAUAUACAUUAUACAGAC